ACACCAGGCGGAUCGGCGAUGCUAUUUUUACGGGCGGGUCUGCGGUACAUGGCAAAUCGUUCAAUUAAAAUACCUCAGUCUUGUGCCGACGGUCCAUUGGAUCUAGCGACAAAUCCCACGCUGGCUUUCGGUAUCAGGCGCAACCAGCCUCAUCGUCGCUCUCGGUAUCAGUCGCGCAGGGGCUGCAGAAUGAGCUAUCUUGCAGGUGCCGCUUGCAGACACCCCAUGGCUGCAACAUUCGUCACCCUCUGCAUCCCGGGCGAUUGAAGCGUUCUGGUCAUGCAUCUGCAGCCUGCUUGUUUUCCAGAGCCGAAGCCCGGAUGAGUCCAGAAGCUCCUUCUUUCUUAGCGGGCUUUGAGUGGAAGGCGAAUGCCAUGCUACACCGAGCUGAAAAUAAACAUGUCUGGAAAAAGGACAUCCCACCCCCUUUCCACAAAUCCCUUCCUCGACACCGCCAAGCGUAUUCAGAAAGGCGCUUGGCCAAGACCACGCAGUCCCUUUUCGGGCCUCUAUUUUGGAAGCCUGUGGAGAUUAUCUGCGCGUCGGAAAGAGGGGAUGGUGAGGGAAUUGAUAUACAGACGACAAUCACCCGCCGCACACCAAGGUUCACAAACGUUGACGGCCCAGCAGCCGGAAACCCGCGCAGAGGGGGAGGCAGGCGGCUAGUAGGACAGCAUUAUUUGUCUCGUUCCGAAAUUGUACUUAAACUUGAACAUUGCCUUGCUGGCUUUGUGCGCUUCUCCUCUCUCCAAGCUCUCGCACCAACCCCUUUUCUCUCUUUUGCAACACUUUCUUCUUCUCCCUCAGCGUCUUUCGCUUGACCAUUCCCCUCUUCCUCCUCUCUUUUCGCCAAACACUUACCUUUAUUUUACAGACGCGCUUCUCACGCCCACCCUCUUUUUACUCUCAUAAUGAAGGUACGUUUUUAUUCCUAGCGCCUUCCUGGUGUGGCGGGCAGCCAUAUUAGUACUGGGGAUCUGUGGUCCCGCCCC
This is a messenger RNA of Linderina pennispora, 992 nucleotides long. RefSeq lists its product as uncharacterized. Bases 321 to 821 code for a protein of 166 amino acids. NCBI's taxonomy places the organism in Eukaryota, Fungi, Kickxellomycota, Kickxellomycetes, Kickxellales, Kickxellaceae. The record is from RefSeq and is a predicted model, not a curated record. The transcript has a single exon.